AUGCCCGGGGUACCCUCCAACAAGGCAUGCGAGCGGUGCAAAAAGAGGCAUCUCAAGUGUGAUGAAACACGUCCUCAAUGCCAGCGUUGCACGACUGCUGGGGUCGAGUGCCCAGGGUAUGUGCAGACGCGCAAAUUCAUUGACCAAGGUGCCUCAGUAAGGCGUCGAUAUGCUCCUUAUCCGAAAGCCAUGUCAAAUCCCGGGACCUCUAAGAACACCGAAACUGUAACUAGGGAUCAAACACCCAGGUUAGAGCAAAAUGCAGAAAAGCAACCGGCCAAUCAAGGCCAGUCUGGUCUUGAGCUGGCCAAAUUAUCUACCCAUCUUCAAGGCCAAUCGGGUUUCCAAUCUACGUUGCAAACACCAAGCCAAAUCUCCCCAGACACGCCCUUGCAUCCCGACCUCCCAGGUCACAUGACCAAUGAACCGGGAACUACGAGAGUACUGAGCUUCGGUCCAUCAGGCAGUGGCUCAAGCAGUGGUCCUCCUCAGAAUUCAUUGACCCCAAAUAGUGCUAGUAUUGAUCCAUCAACUAGCAAUGUAUUCCAAGAGUAUAGACAACAACAACAACCGUCGCCUAACGCGAUGCUACCGCCGUCAACAAGUCCGUCGCAGCGUAGCGAUAAAGAAGAGUUUCAGGAUAUUUUUUCAGAACUUAUGACAGGCACUGAGCAUGAAAUCUCUUUUCUAAUACGACAUUUCUCUGAAGUUCUGGCUGACUGGUUGGAUCUUUCUGAUACAGGGAAGUUCUUCCAAGCUUACGUCCCAAUACGGGCGCUUGAUGAACCUUUUCUUAAAUUUUCAAUCGCUGCCCUUUCUGCAAAGCAUUUGGGCAGGAUGAAAGGAGUCAAGUUCGCAUCCGCCAGCGGAAUGUUUACCAGCCCUGCAGCGACUGAAACAUAUCCAAACGCAUUACAAACUGACUGGUUCUUGAAAGCUGCCAACUAUUAUUAUCUUGCGGCAUCCCGCAUGAAUUCAUCCAUAUCUGAUACCUAUGGCUCUGUAUCUACCUCGGUUCUGCUCGAGUCAUCAACUGAGAUUGCCAGUCGAUGGCUAGAUCUUCAUCUCAAGAAACCUGAGACGGCUCGCCAGGAAGGCCCGGCUGGCGAUAAUUUUUGGAAGAAAAUAGAAAAUCUCCUCGCAGCUUCGUCAAUUCUUACAUUAUACAAAAUUCUUGAUGAGCCUGGAGAAAGUUGGCAAACACAACUUACAGGUGUUGGAAAGCUGUUUGAUAAGUUAAUAGAAUUAAUCGGACAUGCCUCUGUGAACACUCCCGUAUUCUCACACGGCAUCACCGCGGCAUUUUGGAACUUUGCGAGGCUGGAUUAUUAUACUUCGUACUUCAACCGUCUCCCCACCCUCUUUGAUGCGGAGAACAUCGUUCUCUGGAGGGCAGCAGGCAUUCCACUUGAUGACCAAGGAAACCUUUCCACACCUACUGAGGCAGUGCCCCACAAAAUGGCCUUCUUUCCCGAGGACUUGGCAGGAAAUAUCAUGACCUGGCUUUUGAAUAAAGUCACCAACUUCCUGGUCGCCUCUAAAAGAUCCCAGCUAGAGCAUUGGGUCGGGCAGUCGUCUAGUGAAUCAACUAGUCCCGGUAGCUCAAAUGCUCCGUCUCCCCAUCCAUAUCCCAACACGGCUACCUGGUUAAAACUCUCGUUCGAGUUUCAGUCUUGGAUUGAACGUAUUCCCGAGACCUUCCGCCCAUCCUUGCGCCUCGAGCAACCCAAAAAUCCGACGAAGUCACCAGAGGGCGGUCACGUGCCGUUCCCAGAAACAUUCUAUGGCCUGACGUGCUGUGCCACGACCAUGCAGCAGUAUCAUUUCGGUCGUCUCGCGUUGUCUCUCAACCGGCCCUCUGACGAAGUGGCAGGUCCCAGUACCGCUUUUGACCGGCUUCAGGGCUAUCGAGAAUUAACGAAGGAAGUUGACCAUCGCUGUCGAGAAAUCUGCGGGAUCGCACUUGGUCGACCGCAUGGGGCGGCGCGUAUACACAUGAUCACCUUACUUUUCGCGGUAGGGCAGUGUCUGGAAAAGCAACAAGAGCGACAAAUUAUUUUGGACUUACUGCGUGGAAUCGAAGCAGAUCUAGGAUGGGUGACAUCUUUCCAUAUACAAAAACUACAGAAAAUAUGGGAAGAUCGGACGUGA
Molecule: messenger RNA, 2151 nt
Organism: Aspergillus ochraceoroseus IBT 24754
Lineage: Eukaryota; Fungi; Ascomycota; Eurotiomycetes; Eurotiales; Aspergillaceae
Product: Zn(II)2Cys6 transcription factor domain-containing protein
Exons: 5
Coding region: 1-2151 (716 amino acids)
Biological process (GO): positive regulation of transcription by RNA polymerase II
Cellular component (GO): nucleus
Molecular function (GO): DNA-binding transcription factor activity, RNA polymerase II-specific; transcription cis-regulatory region binding; zinc ion binding
Source: RefSeq, a predicted model, not a curated record